GUGAAAUUCGAGCUUGCUGGAGAACAGAAUGAGGCUAAAGAGGAGGCGUUGGUUCUGGCAGAAGACGGUAUGAGUCUACCAAUGGUGAAUGAAGCGAAGCGUUUACUGAAACGGGGGGUUAGCGAUCCUGCUGGCUCAACAAUUCAACCGUGGAAAGUUGUUGUGGACUCAUGCGACGGCGACUGGACCGGGUUGUUGUUUUAG
Messenger RNA from Anisakis simplex (herring worm), 204 nucleotides. Lineage: Eukaryota; Metazoa; Nematoda; Chromadorea; Rhabditida; Anisakidae. The record is from the annotation of a GenBank genome assembly.